Molecule: messenger RNA, 1830 nt
Organism: Eutrema salsugineum
Lineage: Eukaryota; Viridiplantae; Streptophyta; Magnoliopsida; Brassicales; Brassicaceae
Product: pentatricopeptide repeat-containing protein At1g64100
Exons: 2
Coding region: 1-1830 (609 amino acids)
Molecular function (GO): protein binding
Source: RefSeq, a predicted model, not a curated record
AUGAUGGCUAGGGUUUGGAGGUUGGGGUCUUCUUCUUCCUUUGCUGUUUCUGCUAGCGUUACGAGUAUGAAGUUGAUUCAUCAUCGCGCCGCCGAGAAAGGCACGGUUGCGCAGAAUCUAGCUUCUUUGAAAGAAGCAAUUUUGAAAUUGGGAGGUGAGCCUCAGGAUCAUAUCAAAGUCUUAGAUGAUGCGCUUGAUUUUUUCGAUGAAAUGGUUCGAUCUCUUCGCUCUUAUUCAACAAUUGAUUUCAACAAGCUAAUGGGUCUCAUCCUGAGAGUGAAUCGGCCCGAUGUUGUGAUUUCUCUCUAUCAGAAGAUGGAAAUGCGUCGGAUUCCAUUUGAUAUGUACAGCUUCAAUAUUCUGAUAAAAUGUUUCUGCAGCUGCUCCAAGCUUUCCUUUGCUUUGUCUACAUUUGGAAAGCUCACCAAACUUGGUUUCAAGCCUGAUGUUGUUACGUUUAACACGCUGCUCCAUGGGUUAUGUCUUGAAGAUAGGAUUUCUGAUGCCGUAGCGUUAUUUGAUCAAAUGCUUGAAACGGAUUUUUCACUCAAUGUCAUAGCUUUUACUACACUGAUGAAUGAUCUUUGCCGCAAUGGUCGAGUGUUCGAAGCAGUAGCUCUGGUUGAUCGGAUGGUAGAAAAUGGUCAUCAACCUGACGUUGUUACUUACGGAACAAUUGUAAACGGAAUGUGUAAGAUGGGCGACUCUGUCUCGGCCUUGAAUCUGCUUAGGAAGAUGGAGAAAAACCACAUCGAAGCUAAUGUUGUUAUCUAUACUACCAUCAUUGAUCGUCUUUGCAAAGAUGGACAUUAUGUCGAUGCUCAAAAUCUAUUGAGUGAAAUGCACGAGAACAAUAUCUUCCCCGAUGUUUUCACCUACAACUGUAUGAUAGAUGCUUUUUGUAACAAUGGUAGAUGGAGUGAUGCCGAGCGAUUUCUGCGUGAUAUGAUUAAAAGGAAAAUCAGUCCUGAUGUUGGGACUUUCAGUGCUUUGAUCAAUGCAUUUUUCAAAGAAGGAAAGUUCACUGAGGCUGAAGAAUUAUUCAAGGAGAUGCUUGCUAGGGGUAUAUUUCCCAAUACGAUCACAUAUACCUCAAUGAUCCAUGGAUUUUGCAAGCAUGAUCGUCUAGAUGAGGCAAAAAAGAUUUUUGAUUUGAUGGCUAGCAAGGGAUGCUCUCCGAAUAUAGUCACUUUCAAUACUCUCAUUGACGGAUGCUAUAGGGCUAAUAGGGUAGAUGAUGGGAUUGAACUUUUCUACGAGAUGCGUCAAAGAGGAUUAGUAGCUGAUACAGUUACUUACAACACUCUCAUUCAUGGGUUAUGCCAAGUGGGCGACUUUAAUUCCGCCGAAGACUUUUUCCACAGUAUGCUUUCUCAUGGUGUAUGCCGUAAUAUCUUAACUUAUAACAUUUUGCUGGAUGGUUUCUGCGAUAAUGGGAAACUGGAAAAGGCAUUGGAAAUGUUUGAGGGUAUGCAGAAGAGUAAUAUUGAAGUUGAUUCUGUUACUUAUAAUAUCAUCAUCCAUGGAAUGUGCAAGGGUAGUAAGGUGGACGAGGCAUGGGACUUAUUUUGUAGUCUCCCCUAUCUCCCCCUCGAUGGUGUGGAGCCUGAUGUUCAAACUUACAGUAUAAUGAUACAUGGAUUUUGGGGAAAAAGUGCAAUUUCUGAAGCAAAUGCGCUGUUCAAGAAAAUGAAGGACAAUGGAUAUGUACCAAAUGGCUGUACAUACAAUACACUAAUCAGAGGACAUCUGGGAGCUAGCGAAGUUGAGGCAUCAGCUGAACUUAUCAAGGAAAUGCGAAGCAAGAUGCAUUCACCAAGAAAAUGGUAG